Molecule: messenger RNA, 1869 nt
Organism: Trichoplusia ni (cabbage looper)
Lineage: Eukaryota; Metazoa; Arthropoda; Insecta; Lepidoptera; Noctuidae
Product: adenosine deaminase 2-like
Exons: 1
Coding region: 322-1806 (494 amino acids)
Biological process (GO): inosine biosynthetic process; adenosine catabolic process
Molecular function (GO): adenosine deaminase activity
Source: RefSeq, a predicted model, not a curated record
CAAUUAUAUUAUAAUGAAUUUAAACAUUCCAAUCUCUCAACAAUUUACUACACUCAUUCCGAGCAAUUCUCAUUCCUAUAAAUCAAAGUUUUAAUAACAUCUGCAAUCAAUCUUUAUCGUAUCAGUAACAUUGUAAAAUGACGCACUCGGCUCAUAUUUAUAAACAUGGAGUCACAGCCCCGUUCUCACGGACUCUAAUUGUGUUACAAUACAAUAAAUUGACACUCCAGAAAUUAUGUUAUAUCAUUCUUGGCUUAUCGAGGGUCAUACAAGUCUCUGAACUCAGUCAUUCGCCGCCAUCGACCGGCAACGCACGUCACAAUGCGGUAUUUAAUUCUAAUACUAUUUACAUACGUAAAAUGUGAUCCAGAUUAUUUCGCGAAGCGUAACAGGAUAGUGGAAAGUGAAUUGAGGAUCGCCCUUGGAGGGAAUAUGUCCCUUACCUCCAAAGAAAAUGAAGUCAACAAUUGCCUUAUGAGACAUAAGUUCGACGAACUCGACUAUGCAUUCAACAACCCGGACAACUUCGGCCUGUCCCACCAUUUCUUCAAAUACAAAGACAAUAUACCGAAAUCGAAAGUGUAUAAAAUCAUUAAGGAUAUGCCUAAAGGAGCUAUUUUGCAUAUUCACGACAUGGCAAUCAUUGGACCUGAUUAUUUAUUGAAUAUCACUUAUAUGGACAAUUUGUACGUGUGCCUUGGGAAACAAAUUUCGUUUUUGUUUUCAAAUAAAGUACCAAAUACUACGUGUGAGAACCGUUGGGAGCUAAUGAGCGAAGUCAGGAGAGCCGCCAAGAACGUCACAGCCUUCGAUGCGAAGAUUAGAAAGCAAUUCACCCUGGUCGUCAAAAACCCUGAUAUCGUCUACCCCACAAUCAAAGAAACUUGGACUGCGUUCGGGAAUUUCUUCUCCACUGUCCACCCGUUACUGACCUACAGGCCAAUUUGGGAAAAAUACUUUUACGACGCCCUCAAAGCGUUCAGAGAUGAUAACGUAUAUUAUGUAGAAGUCAGAAGCAUCCUCCCCAAUCUAUACGAAUUAGAUGGCACGGUCUUCGAGAAGAUAGUUACAGCAAAAGCUUACAAAAAAGCUAUCCACAAAUUCAUGAGGGAUUACCCUGAUUUUGUGGGGGCGAAAUUGAUAUUUGCACCGAAUAGGAAAGUAAACAGAACAAUUUUAAGCGAAUACAUCCAAACAGCGAGACAGAUAAAGAACAGUAUGCCAGAAUUGUUCGCUGGUUUCGACUUAGUUGGGCAAGAGGAUGCAGGGAACCCGCUCAUAGAAUUCGUGCCUCAGCUGUGCGCUGCUACCAACCUAAACUUCUUCUUCCACGCCGGCGAAACGAAUUGGUUCGGAACAAUGACGGAUGAGAACUUAGUCGAUGCUGUGUUAUUAGGAGCUAAGCGGAUAGGUCACGCUUAUGCACUGGCAAAACAUCCUGUGUUAUUAGAAAUGGUUAAAGAGAAGCAAAUAGGUUUAGAAGUGAAUGUUGUAUCGAAUUCCGUCCUGUCCUUGGUUAGAGACGUGAGGAACCAUCCUUUGAACAUUUUCCUGAGUUUAAACUUACCAGUUGUGCUGUCAAGUGAUGAUCCAGGAGCUUGGGAAGCGGACCCCUUAUCUGAUGAUUUCUAUAUCUCUUUCGUUGGGGUUGCAAGUCGACUGGCUGACUUACGCGUAUUAAAAACUUUAGCCCUUAAUUCAUUGAAAUACAGUGCUUUAGACCCAGCGGCAAAAACAUUGGCGAUUACACAUUUCCAUUCAAAAUGGAAUAGUUUUAUAGAGAAUUUUGAUUGUCGUUCUUAUUAAGUUGUUGACGGAACUGUAUGUGUUUAUAUUUAGUGCGUAUUAUAACAUAUGUUCAACAGGAAA